Messenger RNA from Xenia sp. Carnegie-2017, 840 nucleotides. Its product is annotated as kelch-like protein 12. The transcript is spliced from 2 exons. NCBI's taxonomy places the organism in Eukaryota, Metazoa, Cnidaria, Anthozoa, Malacalcyonacea, Xeniidae. Gene Ontology annotation, molecular function: protein binding. Bases 1 to 840 code for a protein of 279 amino acids. The record is from RefSeq and is a predicted model, not a curated record.
AUGGAACAAAUGAAAGCCACGAUGUUUCAAAUGCUGGAAAAAUUGAACAUAAAUGAACAACAUGUUCAAACAUUGACAUCAUCAAUUGAAAUUGUGAUGAACUCAGUAAAAUGUGAUAUUUUGAUUGCUGGAGGUUACCAAAACAGGAGUGUUGAAAUAUUUUCAUGGAAGGAGGAGAAAUGGUUUAACAUUGCAUCAAUGGAAAAUGAACACAAGUAUGCUUCAUCAUUUAUUUAUAAUGAUAAUUUAUUUGUUUUUGGAGGUAACGAAUGCAAGUCAAUUGAGACAUUGAAUCUUAAUAAGUUUCCUUUGGCAUGGAAGACAUUUCCCGCAAUGCUUCCUUAUCAAACUGUUGUUUAUAAACAACAAAUCUUUCACAUUGGAGGAUAUGAUUAUGAUAAACAUACAACAUUGGAUCAAAUUAGUGAAAUAAAGAUUAGAGUUUUGCAGUUUGAUCCAAGGACUUUUACAUUUAAGGAAUUGCCUCCAUUACCUCAUCCAUUGUGUGGAAUGGCAACUGUUCGAUGGAGAGAUCAAGUUGUUCUUCUUGGAGGCUACGAUCAUAGCAAAAUAUCAAACAGUGUUAUCAUGUAUGACACUAAGACAUGUAAGAUUACAGUCUUACCAUCCAUGUUAGAAAAGAGAUUUAAGUGUUGUGCAGUUAUAACUGGUGAUACAAUUGUUGUCAUGGGAGGUCUGAAUGAUAAUCGUGAAUAUCUUAAAACGGUGGAGUGUUUUAGAAUGGGUAGCAGUUAUUCAUGGAUAUAUCUUCCUUCAAUGAAUGAACCACGAUAUGCUGCCAUUGCUGAAGUUUUACCUUCUGGAGAGAAGUAUUUAUAA